AUGGCUUCUGAGGAUUCGAAGGAUCUGCCCUCAAUUGUAUCAGGUGCCGGCUCGUUACCCGAUUUCAUCGUUGAGCGCAACAACUUCUUCGAGGAGCUUUGGCAACAAUAUCUCGAGGAGACCAAGAACAAGCCUCACCCCGAAAUUACCGUCACCCUGCAACCCGGCAACGGCAACAAGGAACAGGUCUCCGCCAAAGCCUGGGAAACUACCCCCGCCCAACUUCUCAAGAAUGUGCCCAAGGAACUGAGUGCCACUAUUGUGCUUGCAAAGGUCGAUAACGAACUCUGGGACUUGAGCCGACCUUUGGAAGGCGACUGUACUGUUUCCUAUGUGCGAUUCGAAGAUCCCGAAGGAAGGGAAGUCUUCUGGCACUCUAGUGCUCACUGCCUGGGUGAGGCUUGCGAGUGCGAAUAUGGGUGUCUGCUCUCCCAUGGACCUCCCACUCCACAGGGUUUCUUCUAUGAUAUGGCCAUGCCUGAUAACCGCGUUGUAAGAGAGACCGAUUGGCCAGCACUGGACAAGCACGCAAACCGUGUCUUCAAGGAGAAGCAGAGCUUUGACAGAUUAGAAGUUACGAAAGAGAACCUGAAGAAGAUGUUCGCCUACAGCAAGUACAAGCUGCAUUAUAUUGAUAAACUGGUGACCGGAGAAAAGAGCACUGUUUAUAGAUGCGGUACCUUGGUCGACCUUUGCAGAGGACCCCACAUUCAAAACACUGGCAAGAUUAAGACCUUCAAGAUCAUGCAGAACUCCUCUGCUUACUUCCUUGGCGACCAAAGUAAUGACUCUCUGCAGCGUAUCCGUGGUGUCGCCUUCCCCGACAAGAAGCAAAUGCAAGAACAUUUGAAGUUCCUGGAGGAAGCGGAAAAGCGUAACCAUGUGAAGAUCGGCAAAGAACAGGAGCUCUUCUUCUUUGACGAAGUCUCCCCGGGAUGCCCAUUCUUGCUCCCCAACGGUACUAAGAUCUUCAAUGCUCUUCAGACCCUUUUGCGGUCAGAGUAUCGUAAGCGUGGCUACCAGGAAGUUCAGACGCCUAACAUGUACGAUGUUGGCAUCUGGAAGACUUCUGGACACUGGGCUCACUACAAGGAUGACAUGUUUAAGCUUGAUGUUGAGAAGAGAGAGUGGGCUCUUAAGCCUAUGAACUGCCCCGGACACUUCGUCCUUUUCGGUCAUCGCGAGAGAAGUUACAGAGAACUCCCGUUGCGUCUUGCAGACUUUGGUGUUUUACACAGGAAUGAGGCAUCUGGUGCACUAAGUGGACUCACCCGUGUCCGGAAGUUCCAGCAAGAUGAUACCCAUAUUUUCUGUACUCAGGAUCAGAUUACCUCGGAGAUCGAGGGGCUAUUCGAUUUCCUUCAAUCUAUCUAUGGGCUUUUCGGCUUCACUUUCAAGCUGAAGCUUUCCACUCGUCCAGAGAAGUACCUUGGAGAACUUGAAACUUGGAACUAUGCCGAAGAGCAGCUUAAGGCGGCCAUGACUAAGUUCAAGGGCGAUGACUGGACCAUUGAUGAGGGUGACGGUGCCUUCUACGGACCUAAGAUCGACAUCACUAUCGCUGACGCUCUCAAGCGAGAGUUCCAGUGUGCCACCAUCCAGCUUGAUUACCAGGCUCCCAUCAACUUCAAGCUUGAGUACAUGAGCAACGAAAAGGCCGACAAGAGCCAAGCGGCUGCCGAGUCGGCCGAGGGCGAGAACAAGUCUAGCGAGCCUGGCCCUGGCCGUGCUCGUCCAGUCGUCAUCCACAGAGCUAUCAUCGGUAGCUUUGAGCGGUUUCUGGGAAUCUUGACUGAGCACUUUGGCGGCAAGUGGCCUUUCUGGAUCAGCCCUCGCCAGAUCCUUAUUGUUCCUGUCAUGCCUGCUGUGAACGACUACGUGGAAGAGCUGCAGACUAUCUUGCGCGGUGAUAAGCUGAACGUCGACAUUGACAUCAGCGGAAAUACCAUGCAGAAGAAGAUUCGUACUGGACAGCUGGCCCAGUACAACUUCAUUUUCGUCGUCGGUGCUCAAGAGAAGGAGGCUCGCACUGUCAACAUCCGUAACCGUGAUGACCCUGCAACUCAGAAGCAAGGUGUCAUGAUUCCUCUCGAGGAGGCACGCGAAAAGCUUCGGGCUCUCAGGAAAGAGCGCAGGCUAGUCAACUCUCUGUAG
Aspergillus oryzae RIB40 is the source of this 2154-nucleotide messenger RNA. Its product is annotated as threonine--tRNA ligase THS1. Gene Ontology annotation, molecular function: threonine-tRNA ligase activity; ATP binding. Gene Ontology annotation, cellular component: cytoplasm. The transcript is spliced from 6 exons. Gene Ontology annotation, biological process: threonyl-tRNA aminoacylation. Lineage: Eukaryota; Fungi; Ascomycota; Eurotiomycetes; Eurotiales; Aspergillaceae. The record is from RefSeq and is a predicted model, not a curated record. Bases 1 to 2154 code for a protein of 717 amino acids.